GAAGCAGAUCAGACUGCCAGCACCUUCCGCCGCAGCCUGCGUGCCGUGGAGCCCCUCAGAGGCUGUCGCUUGGAGUCUCGGAGCGCUCCGAGAGAUCCUUCGCCUAAAUCCUUUCGUUGGACCCUCCGAGAGCCCAGCCUCCGCUCCGACUCGGAUUAGUUCGUCCUCUCUCGCCACCGCCGCUGCUUGCGCUGUCAGCGACGAUCGCGCCGGCUGCCUCCAGCAGCAGCAGUAGUACGUGUAGUACUACUAGUCGUGUGUAUGACAGGGGCGCGGUAGGUGAAUUUUUGGUUGCGAGGCACCUCCCUUGGCUGCGAAAUCUAGCCAGGAGCAGCCGCUGCCAAACGGCGCUUCCCGUGUGGUCGCAAGGAGCGACGAGCCUCACCGAAGAAGCACCUCGUCGCCAGGGCGCUUGGUCGCAAGGGCGCUUGAUCUCCCAGAGCUCCUGUCGCUGGAGAGGGCCUUGAGGGGCCCACUCAAGCAUUUCCUUAUCCACUAAGACGUCAAUUUGCGAGAUCACAGGUAGCUAUCACAUGUGAAUAAAAGCAGAGCCCAUUCCUAAAUCGAAUGCAGCUUCAUAACAAUCGCCAACCCCGUCGCCAAUCCAAGAACUCGGAUCGCUGACAGCCAGAUAGUCUAGUAGACUGAUAAUCCGCUACUACUUCGAUGGAUCUCUUCGCUACUCUCCCCGACGAUCUGCUCCUCGCCGUUCUCUCGCGCGUCGGGAGCGCGGCGUCUGACGUCAGCCGAGCGGCGAUGACGUGUCGGCGAUGGAACGCGGCGGUGCGGCACGUGCCUGCGCUCUGCCUGGGUCCAAACACGGACGGCGCGGCUGCUAAUCAGACGCCCUACCUGACGUUCGAACGCCAGGUCUCGCGGAUGAUCCUCCGCACCCGCGCCCUGCGCCACCUCACCAUCAUCUCGCCUCCCGCCUUCGCAUCUUACGCCCCACUGGCAUCUUCGCAUGAUCCGCCCAGCGCCAACUGCGACUCGCCGUCGGGUCCCUGCCAUGGCCGAGCCUCAGGCAGAGGUUCGUCUUCUCUAGCAGACCUCGCCUUGGAGCGAGACGGAAGCAGGCUCGGAGCCUCAAGGCGACGUCCGUUUACGCCCUGCAGCCAUUGCUGCUCCCUCCGUUGCUCCUGCAGCCGCCAUUGCGCCGGCUGCGCAUCUGCGCCACUUCCCCAUCCCCGCCAUCCGCGGGAGUUCAUCUUCGACGCGUGGAUGCGCCACGUCGGCCCGUCCCUGCGCUCGCUCACCCUCUCCCGCGCGCUCCCCGCCCCCCGCGGUAAAUCCCUCUUUGGCGACGUCGAAAACGGUGAACCCGCCAGCAGCGGCGACGGAAAUGGCAGUUGCGCUAGCGGCGCCAGCGCAAGUGCCAGCGGCAGCAGCGGCGGCGGGAGCGUGGUGGUGAACCUGUGGGAGGAGGAGGACGCGAGUCUGCAUCUCGCGCACGUCUCCCGCCACUGCACCAGCCUGCGCUCGCUCUCAUUGGGCCACGUGUCCCUCUCCGCGCCCACCCUGCUCGCCGCGCUCCAGCCCAUGCCGGCCCUGCAGCACCUCUCGCUCUCGUGGCUCCACGCCUCCCCCGCCGCGCUUCACGCCGUGCUUGACGCCGCGCCUAACCUCCGCAGCCUCACUAUUUUCAUGGCGUCGGGAUUCCCUUACCUAGAACUGCAACUACCACCCGCGCUCGAGCACAUCUCGCUCUCCUACAUCCGUGCAGACUCUGUCGAAAUUCGCUCCGCGCAUUCCCUCCAGUCCCUGUCUCUCCGCGACAUGUUUCUGCGCGCGCUCUCCGUCCGCGACGCGCUGAAUCUGCGCCAACUCGCCGUCGCUUCCGCCAACUGCUUGCUCGUCUCCGCGCCCCACUCCACCCGCCUUGCGCAGAUCGACCUCCGCGCGGGCUCGCUGAACUGGCCCGCCACCGAAACCCUAAUUUCGACUUCCUCGCUUUCGCUACAGUCACUUUCAAUGGAUUUUUUCACGUCGAGGAUUGGCGAGGAGUUGUCGCGAGUUUUUUCGUUGGCCUGGUUGGCGAAAACGUGUCCUGGGUUGAUGGCGCUGAAGCUGGGAGCGCUUGCGUGGCAGCAUGUGGUUUGCUGGGCCAAGAAAUCUGGGGUGCUGCAGGGAAUUGGCGCUGAGGGUCCUGCUUAUAGCGAGUAUGCUCCCGGGAGAGAUCCCAGUGGAAGGUGGAGAGAGCAGCAGGUGAUCACUAAAUCUGCUGCUUAUAUGAAUGGGGGGGUGUCAUCGGAUCUUGGCUGCUUUUCUGAAAGAGAUCCUGACGAAUCCGCUUGUAGCGGGUACAAGGGUAUGCCCUGGGUUGCAGGUUCUACAGUGAAUUCGACUGUGUGUUGCUACAGCGAUUGUGACUGUAUGGUGUGGCCAAAGCUGAGGAAGCUGACAGUAACUGUUGUGCAGGACCAGCCAGAGGGCGUGCUGCUGCUGCAUACUAUGCUGAGAGAGGUGCGGACGUUGGAAUCUGUAGAGGUGGGAUUGCAAGAGGAUGGAGAGGAUGACGAUGAUGAAGACGAGGAAAACGAAGAGGGAGAGGAGGAGGAAGAGCAGGAUGGAGGGGGGAGAAGCUCUGUGCAGUGUGGAAACAUGGAUGUGUGCGGGAACAAAGUCGAGGAGGAUGGUGAUGAGGGGAGAGAUGCCUGCUAUGGGGAGUCAACAACGUGCACCAGCCAUUGCUUGACAUGCUCCACUGUGGAGGGCCAAGCUGUGGGAGUUGAGUUGGUUGAUUUCUGGACUGACUAGAGAUGCAUGAGAUGAUAAGCUGAGCGACAGAGUCAACAAGCCAAGUCACAUUCUCGUAACAUCACACUGCUUGCAUCAAUAUCCGUCAUAUCAUAAGCCUGCGAUGAUGAAGACUGGCACUCUUCAGUCAGCCGGCAAAAUCUAAGUGUCUGCUUCCAUUUUAUCUCUCUCUCAUCCAAGAUGGUGAGAAGGAUGACAAAAACGUUGCGCAGGCACGUUACCUCUGCUAAAUUUUCUGCUCCCAUGGCCUCUGAUUCCACUGCAUUGCUGGUCUCAGGUGUACAAGGAUAACUCUGAGCUGACCCCUUGCACUCUACCUGGGCAGCCCUGUCUGUUACGGAGUGGCAAGCACCAGCUAAUCUUUAGGGCUUGAAACGUGUGCAGAGGAAAUAUGGAUGGUAUAAUUCCAUCCAUGAAGAUGAAUGGUUAACUGUUCACCUUAAACAAUUGGCUUGUAUGUUCAUAUAUUGCAAUCA
Messenger RNA from Closterium sp. NIES-67, 3233 nucleotides. Lineage: Eukaryota; Viridiplantae; Streptophyta; Zygnematophyceae; Desmidiales; Closteriaceae. The record is from the annotation of a GenBank genome assembly.